This is a messenger RNA of Theobroma cacao (cacao), 1669 nucleotides long. Its product is annotated as UPF0481 protein At3g47200-like. The record is from RefSeq and is a predicted model, not a curated record. Lineage: Eukaryota; Viridiplantae; Streptophyta; Magnoliopsida; Malvales; Malvaceae.
GGAUGGGACUUAAGACAUAAGGUGGGCAUUUUCCUCUAUUACAUUUGAGAGAACCUUGCUCAUUACUCUCUGUCUGUAAAAUCGAAACGCCAAGGCUUACCGGAACCAGUUAUAUCCAAUAACUCAACUAAGGUUGUUCGUUUCGCACUUUGAAGUUUGAGCUGUUUCUACCAGUUGAUCCUCCUCCUUUCAGCAUCAGAGGAAGUUGCAUAUAUGGAAAACACCGACCAAGAAAAUUCUCCACGAAUUGAAACUCACCACCGACCCCAAGUUUUCGAAAUUGAUAUGGUGUUACAGCUUGAUCCUGAGUGUCGUAUUUACAAGGUCCCUAGUCCUUUUCGUGAAGCAAACGAAAAAGCCUACACCCCUCAAUUGAUUUCAAUAGGGCCUCUUCAUUGUGAUAACCAAAAAUUGGAUAAAAUGGAGUGGAAAAUGAGAACUUUCAACCAAUUUUCUUCGAGGAUUUCCCCCGAGACAUUUGGAAAAUUUCCGAGCUACAUCGGAGAGCAUGGCAGACAAAUACGCAGGUGUUAUGGCUUGGAAUUUUUCUUUAAUGCUGAGUUCGAGGCUUCCAAGUUUGAGAAAAUAAUAUUAUAUGAUGCAGUUUUUAUCAUUGAGCUUUUAUUGAUGCACUAUGAAGAAGGAGAAAUCUACAACUUAGUAUGGCGUAGUGAAUGGUUUAGUACAAAGCUUCGACUGGAUCUGAUGUUACUGGAAAAUCAACUCCCCUUCUUUGUACUUGAAGAUCUAUAUAACCUAGCUUUUCCUGUCUCUGAUCAUUCACCUUCUUUUCUUGAUCUUGCUUGUAGUUACUUCACUAUCUAUAAAGAUCCAACAAUGUACCAAAAGGGGAUUAAACACUUUACGGAUUUAACCAGAUGCAGUCUAGUGAUUAGUCGUCCAUCAAUCAAAAAUAAGAUCAGUGAUGACAACAUGUACACCGCAACGAUGUUGCAUGAAGCUGGUGUUAAGUUUGAAGUUAGUAAUGACCGCUUGCUUAAUGUAACAUUUGAGAAAGGAGUGCUAAAAAUCCCAAUUUUUGUUGCAUCCUACGCAACCGAGACUAUUUGUCGAAAUGUGAUGGCCUGUGAACAAUGUGACUUUCGAGAAGAAGCUUACUUUUGUAGUUAUAUUCAACUACUAAAUUCUUUUGUUGUCUCUGAAAAAGAUGUAGAUUUAUUGAUAAAAAAAAAUAUAAUUGUCAAUAAUUUUGGUAGCCACAGAGCUGUGGCAGAAAUGAUUAACAAUCUUACGGUGGAACUUGUGCUGCCCACUGGGCUCUACAGCGAAAUCGGAAGGGAUCUAAACCUAUAUUAUGAGAGGUCUUGGAAUCCGACAAUAAGAACCUUGAAGCAUGUCUAUUUCAAAAAUAUUUGGAGAGGAACUGCGACUAUAGUUGCUUCUAUUGUGGUGUUACUCACUCUUAUACAAACUGUAAUGGCAAUCUUAGAUCGGGCAAUUCCCAUGAAAUAAAUUUAUUUGCCUUAUAACCCCUUUGAGUAGAAGGCAGUUUGGUAUCAAGCUUUGUUGCUCUUAUCAUGUAUUGCUACUGUUAAUGAACAAUUGUGUACCUAUUAGAUUUUAUCAUAUUUUUAUGGUAUUGGCUUUUUCCUUGUAAGUAACUACUAACUACUAGUAGUAUUUUAUAUACUAUCACUCAUUCUCUUUU